Molecule: messenger RNA, 792 nt
Organism: Acinonyx jubatus (cheetah)
Lineage: Eukaryota; Metazoa; Chordata; Mammalia; Carnivora; Felidae
Product: bone morphogenetic protein 15-like
Exons: 1
Coding region: 57-632 (191 amino acids)
Source: RefSeq, a predicted model, not a curated record
GUGUGCAGACCCUGAGCUUUCCUGAGACCAAACCAUACUAACUAUUCAGAAUCACCAUGGCUUCCUGCCAUCUACACCACUUAGCUUACUUCCACCUGUUCUGCCACGCGGAGCUUUUGCUCCAGGGGAGCCAGCCCAACCAACCACUUUCCUUCUUCAGGAAGAUGUUCCUCAUAGGUCAGGUUUCCCUGACCACCAAAGCUGGACAGAGACACAUAUCACACAACCCAUGUGGCAAAAGCUCUGGAGUCACAAGUAGUGCUGAGUUCUACAACUCUACUUCCUGUGUCAGCAGCCAAAAGGUAGUGAGGUUCCUGAGCUCCAGUGACAUGGCCUUCUUGUUACUCUAUUUCAAUAGCACUCACAAAAAGUGUCUAGAAGGCCAAACUUCCCCAGAGGCUUGGAGGAGUUCAUGGAAAGGGACAUUCCUCUUGCAGAGGAUCUGGAAAGCAGGUAGUAUCAUGCCUGAGGUUCCUGGCCCUUCCCUGGAACAUAAAGGACCUGAAACUAACCAGGGUCCCCCAGUCCUUUCCACAUCAGCUUCCGCCAGCUGGGCUGCAGUCACUGGAUCAUUGCUCCCCAUCUCUACACCCCAAACUCCUGUAAGGGAACCUGCCCUCAGGUACUACUAGGUUGUAGUCUCAAUUGUACCAAUCAUGCCAUCAACCAGAACCGUGUUAAUGAGCAGGUAGACCAGCGUGUCCCUCACCCCUCCUGUGUCCCUUGUAUGUUCCCAUUAGCAUCCUUCUGAUGGAGGCAAAUGGGAGUUUCUUGAAGAAGGAGAAUGAGGAU